UCAGUUUUCUUCUCUUGUCCUACAUAUGGAGAUCUAGUUGUGUAUAGAAGUGAAGAAACAUUGUUUUUCAUUUGGAUUCUGCCUGUUUAAGGAGGUUUCACUGAAAUAUGAACAAAUAAAAGACACGGUGCUGUAAGUAAUGAAAUUGAAUUAAAUCAACUUGACAUGCUACUGAAGAUGGAGUUUGUUAAAGAGGAGUUUAAAGAGGAGAGUGAAGACGUCAGUAUUUCAGAACCAUUCAGUCUGAAGAAUGAAGACACUGAGGAACAAAAAGACCUGAUGAAGCUGAAAGAGGAAAGUCAAGAACUGAAUGAAGUGGAGAAACUUCAGUAUCAGAAACCUGAACAUUUUGUUAGUGCAGAAAAAUCUGUCAGUUGCUCACAGGCUGAAAAGAAAUUCUCUCACAAAAGAACUCGAAGAGCAAAAACAAAAAAACAAUCUUUCAUCUGCCCUCAUUGUGGCAAGAGUUUCGCACAAAAAAGAAACCUUGAUUUACACACAAGAGUUCACACAGGAGAGAAGCCUUACACAUGUCAUGAGUGUGGCAAGAGUUUCACACAAAAAGGAAACCUUGAUUUGCACAAAAGAGUUCACACAGAAGAGAAGCCUUUUACAUGCCUCCAGUGUGGAAAGAGUUUCAGACAUAAAGGAAACCUUAAUUUACACACAAAAAAUCACUCUGGAGAGAAGCCUUUUCCAUGCAUCCAGUGUGGCAAGAGUUUCACACACAAAGGAAGUCUUGAGAUGCACAUAAGAAUUCACUCUGGAGAGAAGCCUUUCACCUGCUCUCAGUGUGGCAAGAAUUUUGCACAAAAAGGAACCCUUGAUUUACACACAAGAGUUCACACAGGAGAGACGCCUUACACAUGCCAUCAGUGUGGAAAGAAUUUCAGACAUAAAGGAAACCUUAAAAGCCAUUUAAGAAUACACUCUGCAGAAAUGCCUUACACAUGUCAUGAGUGUGGAAAGAGUUUCCCACAAAAAAGAAACCUUGAUCUACACACAAGAGUUCACACAGGAGAGAAGCCUUUCACAUGCCUCCAGUGUGGAAAGAGUUUCACACAAAAAGGAAACCUUGAUUUACACACAAGAGUUCACACAGGAGAGAAGCCUUUCACAUGCCUCCAGUGUGGAAAGAGUUUCACACAAAAAGGCAAUCUUGAUUUACACACAAGAGUUCACACAGAAGAGAAGCCUUUUACAUGCCUCCAGUGUGGAAAGAGUUUCAGACAUAAAGGAAACCUUAAUUUACACAUGAGAUAUCAUUCAGAGAAUCUUUUUACAUGCCAUCACUGUGGCAAGAGUUUCACACACAAAAGAAGUCUUGAAGCGCACAUAAGAUUUCACACUGGAGAGAAGCCUUUUACCUGCCCUCAGUGUGGCAAGAGUUUUGCACAAAAAGGAAACCUUGAUUUGCACACAAGAGUUCACACUGGAGAGAAGCCUUACACAUGCCAUCAAUGUGGAAAGAGUUUCACACAAAAAGGAAACCUUAAUUUACACAAAAGAAUUCACUCUAGAUAGAAGCCUUUUCAAUGCCUCCAAUGUGGAAAGAGAUUCACACACAAAAGAAGUCUUAAUUUACACAUAAAAAUUCACAUGGGAGAGAGGCCUUUCACAUGCCUUCAGUGUGAUAAGAGUUUCACAAAUACAACAACCCUGAGAGCCCACAUCAUUCAGAAGAGAAAUUACACCACUGUUCUCAGUGUGGCAGGAGUUUUUUGCAGCUGUCCAAUUUUAAACAACACGAGUUAAUAAAUACUGGUGUGAAAGCUCAGGUGUGCUCAGAGUGCAGUAAAGCCUUUGCCCAAAUCAGCACCUUGAACAACUUGAAACAGCAUGAAAGGAUUCAUACGGGAGAAAAGCCUAACAAUUGUUCACAUUAUGAGAGUAGUUUUGCUCACCCAAAACACCUGAAACACAUGACAAAAUGCAUACUGGAGAGAAGACAUAUGACUGCACUCAUUGUGGGAGGAGUUUCAGCUCGCCAAGUACUCUACGGAGACAUUUAAAGAACUGCCCAAAGUUGUCACAGUGAGAGCUUUAUUUUGAGAAUCUUUCUCUGUGUUCCAUACGGGAUAAAUCCGCCUCUGAAAGGGACUUCAAAGGGACAGCAAUCCUGAAUGCCAUGUUGAAGGGUCAUUCCAAACUGAUGAGCUCAUAAAUAGCUGCUUCGAAGGGGCUUUAAAUUUAACGUUUUCAUAGUGUUCAAUUGAUGAGCCCCAUUUCCACAUACAGUCCCGAUACUUUCCUCUUGAACUGCCUAUAUGAGAACUAUUAAGAGGAACGGGACACUCAGAGUCUUUUCCCUCUUUUGCAUUUGCACAAAGGUACUCCAUCUACAACAACUCCACCAAUGGAGGACACCAGGAUCGGAGCUACACUUUUAGGGCUGUUUUACACAAACUGUGUCUUCAGGAUACAAUCUUUUACACUGGGUGCGAGAGCCAUGCGUGCAAUUCUGCAUCCCUAAAGCUGCAGUGAGAGGAGAGAUGAGGUGCUCGAUCAGCCUAUUUUAACCAUGCAGCACAUGCUGAACUGAGCAAUCAUGACUGCCAUGUGUAAAGGUUGUUCCAAACCGAAGGGCCUUCAAAAUGAACAUUUCCCUAAAGUUCAGUUUAUGGAGACUUUGCUACCAUGCAGACCGGAACCGAACCAUAAGUCAAAAUUCUGUAGGUGUGCUAAGUGUAAUGUAAAUUAAACCAGUUUCAACUACAAAGAAACUCUGGAUCUAAAUAUCAAAACUGGUGACAUCCCUGCAUCUCUGUGGUUUAUAAAAGCUUUUCAUUAUUGUAAUGAACUUUAUAAAUCAUUUUUAAAUCCCUGGAUGUUUGAUGAAGCUCACAUUUCUUCAUAAGGCCUUAAAGUUUUAAAACAAUUAUUUUUGCUUUGCAUGCUGAAAGCAGUUAAGAGUGAGGCAAAAUCAUGUGUAAAUAUUUCUGAUUAGGGUAACAGUGUCUUAUUUGACUUGGACAGAUGACGUUAAAAUGCAUUCCGAAUAAACUAUAUUUUUGAGCCCAACACCGUUCGGCCCAACAAAUCUCUCACUCUGGAGGGAAAACCCUUCAAAGGAAUUACAGCAUUAAUUUUUAGGGGUGAUCUCUUUGGAAUGGAACGCAACCUUUGUUAUGUGAAAUUUGCGUAACUUCCAAAGACUAUAGUAGUAAUAUGGUGUAGGAAGACAACAACUCUUAUAGGAUGGAUAAAAUAAGAACAAUAGGUUAUUUUGGUCAUACCAAUAUGCCUAUUGUCAGAGAUGUUAUAAGGAGGAGAUGGGUCAUUCCUAUACAAAGUAAUGGGAGGAAUCUUAAAUGCUAAAUGUGGUGACCAGUAGGAAUGGAAUACAGUUAAAAGAGCCAAUUAUGAUUUUUAAUAGAGACAUUGUCUGUCUGUUAAUUGAGAAUGUGCAUUAACUGGACCAGAUUAUGAAAUAGUGUGUUUGUUUUUGUUUUAGCAUCAUUUAAGCUAAAGAAGCAGCUUUUAGAAAUACCAUUGUUCCCAGAUUUUAUUUCUCAUUUGAAAUAUGUUGUGAGCAACCUAGUCUCAUAGAAUGAACAUUACUAUAACUACAUUUUUGCAAACUGACGUUAACGUUCUGCGUUAUACGUUUCGCCACAGUUUUCUGGUGAAAUGAACAAUAGAGGCGCUACAACAACUUCGUUUUCACACAAAUCAAGUAUAAUGGCUGAUUACGACCAUUUAAAAAAAGUAUUUUUCGCUCACUUUUACUAAAAUGCAUAAUUUAAAAUACAAAAUCUUUUGAUGCUUGUAUUACAGACCCACCUACAUUUACACACUCCAAUAUGAUUAGCUUCAGCGGUAAUUCAUCUGAUGUUGUACUUUGGAUUUGGAAGACCGCGGUUCGAUCCUAGCCAAAGAUGCGAACUGAUGCGUGAGAUGCAAGUGUCAUAAAAGCGUCACAAAAUGAUGUGGUUGCUUCAGAAAAUGUGCUUUUCAUGUUGAAUUUGCUUUUUCCACACUAUCGGUUAGGUUUAGGUGUUGGUUUAGGGUAAGGCUUAGGGAUGCACAAUAUAUCGGCGGCUGAUAUAUUAUUGGCCGAUAACCAGGAAAAUCUAAACAUUAUUAUCGGGCAGAUAAUGGAAUCGCCUUCGAUAUUUUAGCCGAUAAUUUGUUACAGUUUAUUUACAUGCGGCUGAAAUUCUCUGACUGCCUGCGGCGACUUUCCUUCAGGCAGAGACUCGGGCAGUCUCAAGCGACAGUGAGCAUACACAGCGUGUCUCUGUGAGUGAGAGCGAAGCUUAUAUUGCUCUGUGAGGAUCAUCUCUGCACCUUGUUAUGUUGUUUGGGGGCUGGUUUUAGUCAUCUGUUGUAAGUAACGAUGGCAUUUCCCAUAUUCAGUUAGUUUCAUGAGGCAAUAUGAAACAUUUUUACAAUGCAUUAUUACAGCUGUUUGAAGUUUAUUAUUCUCAUAAACCUAUUAGUCCGACAUGCAAAUGGUGUUAUACCACAUCUACCGUAAUUUGUUGUUGUGGGUUCAGACACAUAGUAUUAAUGACACGCAGUGACACAGAGGAGCCUUUGUGAUGCCUGCUUACUCUAUUUUUAAGCAGAUGAUAGAAUGAAGAAAUACAGAAUCUCAAAGGUCUUUCUUCAUUUAAAAUAACACAUGAAAGUGAAGAAUUCUGAAAGAAAUAUUUUACUAUUGCAUACUAAUAAUAGAAUAAAAUAUAAAUACCAAAGACUACAUGACCUGGAGGCAAUUUGCCAAGAUGAAUGAGCAGCUAUACCACCUGCAAGAAUUUGGGGCCUCAUAGACAACUAUUACAAAAGACUGCAUGCUGUCAUUGAAGGGGGCAAUACACAGUAUUAAGAAUUAAACGAAUGCAGACUUUUGAACAGGGAUCAUUUCAUUUUUUUUCUUUGUUGCCAUGUUUUGUUUUAUGAUUGUGUCAUUCUGUUAUAACCUACAGUUGAAUAUGAAUCCCAUAAGAAAUAAAAGAAAUGUGUUUUGCCUGCUCA
Messenger RNA from Myxocyprinus asiaticus (Chinese sucker), 4980 nucleotides. RefSeq names its product gastrula zinc finger protein XlCGF57.1-like. The transcript is spliced from 3 exons. The coding region runs from base 166 to 1524 and encodes 452 amino acids. The record is from RefSeq and is a predicted model, not a curated record. Lineage: Eukaryota; Metazoa; Chordata; Actinopteri; Cypriniformes; Catostomidae.